Molecule: messenger RNA, 1738 nt
Organism: Synchiropus splendidus (mandarinfish)
Lineage: Eukaryota; Metazoa; Chordata; Actinopteri; Syngnathiformes; Callionymidae
Gene: fgf23
Product: fibroblast growth factor 23
Exons: 3
Coding region: 45-809 (254 amino acids)
Biological process (GO): positive regulation of cell population proliferation; regulation of cell migration; cell differentiation
Cellular component (GO): cytoplasm
Molecular function (GO): growth factor activity; type 1 fibroblast growth factor receptor binding
Source: RefSeq, a predicted model, not a curated record
CCGUACCCGCCGCCAGCUGCAGUGAGAGUGAGACCAGAACCAGGAUGCUUCGGGACUUGGUUCUGCCCGCGCUGAUCGCGCUCGUUCACGGACACCCGCUGUCCGGCUCGGUCCAGAACCCGUCGCCUCUGGUCGGGUCCAACUGGGGGAACCCGAGAAGAUACAUCCACCUGCAGACUUCCACCGAGCUGCACAACUUCUACCUGGAGAUCCGGCUGGAUGGAAGCGUCCGCAGGGGAAGCAGCCGCAGCUCCUACAGUGUGUUGGUCCUGAAGGCGGAGAGCCGGGACCGCAUGGCCAUAUUCGGGGUGAAGAGCAGUCGCUUCCUCUGCCUGGACCUGGAGGGGAACCCGUUCACGUCGCCCACCUGCCUGAGAGACGACUGCCUCUUCAACCACAAGCUUCUGGAGAACAACCGGGACGUCUUCUACUCCAGCAGGACCGGCAUCCUCUUCAACCUGGAGGGCUCCCGGCAGGUCUUCCUGGUGGGUCAGAACCUGCCCGCCACCGCACUCUUCCUCCCCAAGAAGAACACGGUGCCACUGGAGCGCCUCCUGCUGCACCGUGAGAAGAGGAACCAGGUGGUGGACCCGUCCGACCCGCACCGGGUUUACCUGGGUCAGACCGAGGACGGCUCGGACUCACAGGCCGUGCCCGAGGACGACGCCGACCUGGACCUGGAGACGGAGCCGGGGGACGUGGAGCGGAAUGUGUCCCGCGAGACUGUGGCGGAGCCCGACCCGCAGGACCCCUGGAGCGCCCACUCGGCCCAUCUGGCGAGCCCCCGCAGCGCCGGCACUGUGGGCUGACCUGCUGACCCUGCAGUCACAUGGACAGUCCUUAUUAGCACUGUGGCGUUAGCCGACUGAAGUAGCGUGUGAGAGCACUAGUUUAGCGCCACAUCCACACACGUUAGAACUCGUAGCUACCCUGUUAACAUUUACACACACAUUUAAAGGCUCAAUAACGUCACACGCGUCGCCUUGUUAGCAUAUGCGUUGCGCAGCAUGUUUCUGUUUCCCUGAGCAAAUCACCAGCACUCUCGUGUUAGCAUGAGCUCGCGCUACCUGGCUAGCAUGUGCCUCUUCCCUUUUUUGAUCCAAAAGCAGCGCCUCACAUGACUCGGUCCAUGUUAGCUCAGUGGCUAGAACUGAGUGUAAAAGUUAGCAUCAAACGUGAUGAACCAUGGUCCUACAGUGUUAGCUUACAGCUUCACCUGGUGAUUCUUCUGCAUUAGCUGUGGCCGCUACAUUGCUAGCCAGUCGCUCAGCGAUUCAACAGGUGCCUUUCGUUCUUUGCUAGCUGCAGCUGCCUGAGGCUAAUUAGCGCCAUUAGCUUAUGACCUGCUAAUCACAACAAGAAUGAGUGUACAAAUCAUAUCGCAGUAGUUUUAAGAGUUUUAUACUUUUUAUUGUUGUAAUCUUGUUUCUGUGUUUUUAGGGAAAUGGUUCAGGAAAGACGGACUUUUAUUCUCGUCUCGUGGCUCAGUAAAAUGCUGUUUUGUGUUGUUCAAACGUUGUUGUUUCCAAAUAUCAAAGACCUGUCUUCCCUCGUUCAGUUCCCAGCCGGUCUGAGGAACAGAACACGAGUCCAGUCCGGAUCAGGUGCUGGUCCCGGUGGUCGCCGCCAGCCAAAGCCCGACACCAUUCCAGCACUAUUUAUUUAUUUAAAUCCCGCCCACGACUUUUAUUUAUGAUAUUUAUGAAGAGGUGGAGCCGCGGAUGUGAAGUGGAAAUAA